ACACAUAUUUAUAUAUUAUAUAAACACCUAUUUUUAGUAUUAACCAUACCACCAACAAGCAUUCAUAAGCUACCUAAGAGAAAUGAAGUUCCAAAUGCUUGUUUUCUUCCUUCUCCUAUGUGCUCAAUUCCUAUCCACUUUGGCUUUUGAAUCUAAAGAGGAGGACAACCCCAUCAACGUAAAUGCGAGUGUCUUUAACAAAGAAGAAGACUUGAAGCAAGAUGCAUUAGUUUUUUCAAAGUCGAGUCGGGGAAAAGGUUCAAGUGGUGGUACAAAUGAUCAUACUAAGCAAAACAACGCUGUCUCGGCCUUCAUUAAGCCACACACAUAUGGUUCAUACGUUGAUAUUGGUGUUAUUCUCGUCGGUGCUUUAUUUGUUUUCGACUUCUAGAUCGUUGGCGCUUACAAACUGCAAGAUAUGUAUUGUUUUCGUCCGGAUUGUUAGAUAAGAAUGAAACUUUCAAAUGUUGUAUGCCUUUUGCAGUUUGUUUGAUUAAAUAGGUACUUCAUGUAUAUCUUUUUGAUUAUAAUCUAUAUUAUUGCUUUUUUUCCA
This is a messenger RNA of Helianthus annuus (common sunflower), 553 nucleotides long. RefSeq lists its product as uncharacterized. The record is from RefSeq and is a predicted model, not a curated record. The transcript is spliced from 2 exons. The coding region runs from base 83 to 391 and encodes 102 amino acids. NCBI's taxonomy places the organism in Eukaryota, Viridiplantae, Streptophyta, Magnoliopsida, Asterales, Asteraceae.